CGCCUUCUUGUUCUGUCUCCCCCUCUGCCCACCCACUUGACGCCCCAAUGUUUAGCCGCUCCGCCAGCCGGGCGGCGCCGGAGCCCUUUGCCACCAGUCUCCCCCGGCCCGACCCGCCCUCCUGGUGGCGGUACGAGAUGCAAUGGGAUGCACACGAGGUGACGCCCGGCCUGUUCAUCGGGCCCUGGUCGGUGGUUGCCCCGCAGAACCCCUUUCUACAGUCCGCCUCCAUCACCCAUGUGCUGAUGCUGCGGCAGCCGGCAGACCGCCACCCCGGGCCGGAGCUGGCCGAGUCGCUGGCCGCACGGCGCUGCUUCAGUUCCCUGGUCGAGUGGGAUGUCGGGCCGCAGCCAAGCGGCACGCUUCCCAUCCCGCUGCUGCGCGACCUCUGCCAGUCAAUCCAUUUCAUUUUACAGAAUGGCGGCCGAGUGUUGGUCUGCUGCUCAAAUGGGAGCCGUGUGUCUGGCCUCUUGGCCGUGGCCUACCUCCUGCAGACAGACCCCUCUCUCUCGGUGACCAACGCGGCGAUCCGCGCACGCGCGCGGCGUUUCUGCCUCACCUUCGACUCGUGGGAUUUGCGUCAGCUGAAGGAGCUGGAGCACAUGGUCCAGACCGUGGCCGCCAUCCAAGCGGCAGCCGCCAGAAGAGCUGCCUCCUUGUCUGGCCUGGACACCGGGCUCAAUCCUCGAAAGCGCCGGCCCACGGAGCGCCUGCCUCCCGGGACACCUCCGGCCCAUGGGGCACCCCUCCCGUCACCCAAAGCCCCACGCCUGUAUUGAGGUUACUUUGUCCUUCCUUUUUUUUUCUGCCCCCCCCCCCCUCCUCCCUGCACGGCGACUGUAAAGCGUGUACCUGCGCGGAGUGCGCUCUGGCAAGGAAUGGCAUGGCCAAAUACACAGACAGGUGCCGGGAG
Fonticula alba is the source of this 913-nucleotide messenger RNA. RefSeq lists its product as hypothetical. Gene Ontology annotation, molecular function: phosphatase activity; F-box domain binding. Gene Ontology annotation, cellular component: cytoplasm; nucleoplasm. NCBI's taxonomy places the organism in Eukaryota, Rotosphaerida, Fonticulaceae. Bases 48 to 779 code for a protein of 243 amino acids. Gene Ontology annotation, biological process: regulation of ERK1 and ERK2 cascade; negative regulation of protein binding; negative regulation of SCF-dependent proteasomal ubiquitin-dependent catabolic process. The transcript is spliced from 4 exons. The record is from RefSeq and is a predicted model, not a curated record.